UCGAAUUAAUUGCCGGACGGCGCACCACUAUCGUGGUGGACGGGCCGCGCGCGGACGCUUCCGCUACCACAGUUUAAAAUUAAAAAAUAAUAAAAAGCGCGCCAACUCUACUGUCAGUGUCAAACUUACCGCCUAAAUUUAAAUUUUAUUUUUUUAUUUACAAUUUUUUUUUUGCUUGUUGUGGUGGAACGUUAUUUUCGAAAACAGUGAUGUCGAACCCGAAUUUAUGAGAAGCAAAAAUAGUGGGCUAUCAAACAAAGGUCAAAUAUGCGUUCGUAUAUAAUUAGGAAAAUAAUGAUAAGCGAUCGCGGUCGAGUGCAAAUGUCGUCGCUAUCGUACGCGCGCUCCGCACGGCUAUGGAGACGUCAAAGCUUAGUUUCGCGGAAUCCCGCGUGUUGAUUCAUACACCGGUUAUCGUGCAGCGGCGGCAAAAUGUGUGAACUAGCAAGUUGGAUUCCGAACGCAGUCGCGGCCACACUGCGCUCCGAGACAGCGCAGCCGAUUAUCGAAUGGCUCACGACAAUACGGCUGGCGAUCGAGGAGUACGACCCGCUCGUCACCGUCAUCGCGCCAGAACCCGAGCCCGACACAGCUGACAACAAGUUCGACGAGAUCCUCUCCGAGCUCGGCAAGGAGAUCUACAAGCUCGACGAGUACCAGCGCCAUCUGACGCCGGCCGAGAAAGAAGUGUCGCUCAGCAUUCUCAACAUAUUCGACGAGUGUUUGGAUCACAUGACUGAACAAAAACAAACAAAAAACAGUGACAGUGAAUGUGAAUCAACCCUAUCGGACGUCUCAUUCGUGACGAGCACUCCGUCUAGUGUAAAAGUGAACAACGACGUAAACACAAUAUUUGACAAGGGUGACGGCACGCCGAUAGCGCCGCGGCGGGCGCGUUUAAAAUCCAUGUGUGACAAUUCAAUCUCUGAUAUGGAGUCGAAUAACCAGGAGAGCGACUCGUCGAGUGACUCAGAGAGCACGUGUUGGAGCUACAAGGAGUGCAGUACGGACGAUAAUGAAGUCAACCCUUACGCCGAAGUGUGGGCCCACUCGACCGGCUUUCACAAUUCCGAUGAAAUAUUACGGCGCGUAUUAUCGCAGCACCACGCCACGAUAUCGCGUCUUUCGUUUGACACGGCGAGCGACUUUAUACCUGCUCGGUAUUCAGUGUACGCGUUGGACGAGGUGGGAGAAUGUAAGGACAGGUGUGUUGACAGUGGCUCAGUAGCAAUGACGCCGGACAAGCCGACGGACGACGGCUACGAGCCCGUGCGGGACGCGAUCACCGACGAGAAUAUAUACGAGGAGAUAGAGUACGGAUAUAGUUAUACGGACGAGGGAUGUUCCUGCGGUGGUAGUGUUGAAGUGGAAAGUUGUUCGAUCAGUGCUAGUUCGGAUGGUGUGGGCAGAGACAGUCCCCUGUACGCCAACCUGCGGGAUCACGACGCGUACGCGAUCCCCCCGGAUGUUAUUUAUUGGAAGAACUUACUACUGGAUCCGUUCUUUAAUGACGACGAGGAAGACGAAUGGAUAACGCCAGAAGAAUGUGCGGUGUACAGCAGAGACCAGAGGCCGCCCCUGGUCAUCCCUCGCAUCACGCAGUACCGGAACCCGAGACCGAGGCCACAGCCCUUCGGCCAAGGAUACCAUGAGGAAGACAUUCCAGAGCAGGGGUCACUUCGAGGCCGAGGAUAUGAGGCUCUCAACAACUGGAGUCCGACCUCGGAGCGGAGUCGACCAGACCUGGACGCCAUGUACAGCAAAUCCAGUUCUGACAGUCCACCUUUCGUCAGAAUCAAUAAGAGAUUGGGAGGCUCUACAGAAAAUCUCCUGACAAAUGCCAGAAGACCGAGCCAUCUGCUCCUCCCGGCUUCCUCGUCUGGAGACAGCCUGGACGUGGAAAUACGGGAGAGAGAACCACACGCCAGGAAUAGAAAGUCCAGGUCCAUGGUCGCUCCGAAGAAUCGGUUACAGUCACCCAUUCCUGCACCUAGGCAUACACUUCAACAAGACGUGAUUUUAGAGGGUCCAGUCAAACGAACCAAGUUCCUGGAAGGUACGAAGAAGACCAAGAAGAACUGGAUAGACUGCUACAUGGUCCUCACACCUACUGCUCUAGUCUUCUACAAAGACCAGAGGACGUAUUACUCUUUUAAGGUAUCUCGACCAUCAGGCACGCCACCGAGCCCGUCCACGCCUCAAGCGGAGCUCGUGCUAGCCUUACUCAACGCUCAUGCUACGCAGUGUAUUCAAAAACACACGAAAAGGUACGCACGAUCGAUCCUGCUCAUCGUGGGCUACGACCAGUACCUGAUCCAAGACGAGACUGAGGACGGUGCCAGGAAGUGGUUCGCGCAUAUUCGAGGCGUUAUUUUUGACCUGUACCAGCGCAGUCUACCAGGAGAUUCGCCCCCUCCAACAUUCACGCAUAGCAACGCAGACGCCGACAGCCUAGGCAGGACUCCCCCCACCGCCCGACACGCCAUCAGGAACAAACACAAAGCUGGAGGCAGUAGCAAUGAAGAUUCGAGCGACUCAACUGAAGUUUCUAUUCAGAAAUCGCAAGUGAGGAGUAAAUUAAGAAAGUUCUUCGCGAAAAGACCACCCGUGGACCAACUAAUGAGGAAGGGAAUCUAUAAAGAUGAGCCAGUUUUCGGUCGGAAUCUGGAGGAGGUAUGUCCGACUACGAGUCCUAGAGUACCAGAGUUCGUGGUGGCGUGCGUGAAAGAGAUAGAGAGGCCUGACAACAUGUGUACCGAUGGACUAUACCGUGCCAGCGGCAAUUUGAGCCAGGUGCAGAAGAUACGAUUAGAGGUGGACCAGAAUAAGAUGUCGGUGAUACAGAACAACACGGACAUCCACGUGCUCACCGGCUCUCUGAAGCUGUUCUUCCGAGAGCUGAAGGAGCCACUCAUACCCUGCUCCAUGUUCGACAGGGUCCUCGCUGCAUGCUCAAUAAAACCAAAAGAAGCCAGAAUCAAGGAGUUCCAAGAGAUAGUGAAGGCGUUACCCCCCUGCAACAGGGACACACUCAAGUUCUUACUAGAACAUCUGAUAAAAGUAACCGAAUACAAGGAACAGAACAGAAUGCACACAGCGAACCUAGCAAUUGUCUUCGGGCCCACUCUGCUGUGGGCCCCACCAGAACAGGCCCACAACAUCGCCGUCGACUGCAUCCAACAAAACAACGUCGUCGACAUCCUACUAACAGACUUCAAGGAAAUAUUCGUAGAUAAUGGAAGUAAAGGGAAAAAGAAAGCGUGAGCGAAACUCUACGGGUAGUGUUGCCAGCCCCUAAAUUGGUUAUCCUACCAAAAUAAGUUGCCAGAUGCGAAAAAUCCAGUCUAAACAGUAGUAUUUACUUGCGUUUCUAAAGCGAAAUCUGUAAGUACUUUUGAAUAAAGCGACGUUUUUUCGAUCGUUUCUGGACUUAUUCUGGGGAAGUUGUCAUGUUAAGAUGGUGGAUGGUCUUAAUAAGACAAUGACCAAUCAUUCCAAAGGGUUUUUUUGGUGAAAACGCUAGCUAGUGUUAUGUGGAUCGAUAGUGCUAUACAUAGUGAAAGGACCUAUUUUGUGUAUAUAGAAGAUUGUAUGAUAACUACAAAAUAUUGAAACCUUAGAGUUAUUCGGUAUGAUCUCUGUUCCUUACAAAAACUUUAUUUAAUAAUGAACAGUCUGACAACCAGUUUGAAUAACGAAGGACGCCAUAUUUGAAAAUAGGCAUACGAAUUAUUUAUUUUCAUGGUAGUCAGAUUUAAAGAAAAUUGUGUUUCAAUUAAAUUAAAAUAAUCGAAAAUUAUAUUUCUUCUGAUUGAGAGUUGUGAUUGUGAAGCAAUAUGGUACGGAAAGACUGUCCGAGGCUAGAGAUAAAAUAAUAUAUUCAAAUAAUUAUUUACUUUGUAGAUAAAAAAAAAUAUAAAAAUGAAAAAAAAUCCUUCUAUCUGUAUAUAUUUGUGGCAUCGCACAUUGACGCUGGAUCGACUUGUAACUGUAGUAGAUCUGGUGGGAAAAAAAUAAAUUGCGAAAUGGUUCCAAACUCCUUGCAUUUUCAAUAUACGGACAAUGACACUACUUAUAGCCGAUAAUAGGGUGUCGUGAACAAUUUAUUUUAGAAAAAUAUCAUAAUCUUACUAAUUUUGAAUAAAUUAACAUCUAAAAACUGUAUAAACUAUAUAUUACUACUUAAUUUACAGUCUUAGUAUGAGUUUGCUUUAAAGUAAAGUAAUCCAAACGAGAGCGUGUUCGGCGCUCUGAUUGGCCGGCUCGAAUAAACCAACCAAUCAGUACCCUUAGUACGAGUUUGUCUACCUUUAACGAGAUCGAAACGAGAGCGCGUUCGGCGCUCUGAUUGGUUGGUUCAUUCGCGCCAGCCAAUCAGAGCGCCGAACGCGCUCUCGUUUCGUUUUCGUUCAACGUAAAGCAAACUCAUACUAAGCCUUCUUUAAACUACUCAACAACUGGGCAAAAGACCGCUUUUCAUACGAAAAAAAAACGUAAAAUAAAUUGUAAACGACACUGGAAUGAAGCUUUAGUAGUGUAUUGACCAUAAAUAGCAUUUUCUUAUUAAAUUCUAUUCUAUUAACUAUAGAUCUUAAAAUAUCUAGAAAGAUCGAGUGAGGGAGUGAGAACUAUAAAGUAAAUAGAUCGUAGUAAAUGAUACGUGUGAUGUAGGGAUUAUAGUUUUAAAAUCUUUAUCAACAGCAUUAUUUUGGGGCCAAUUAUGUAUAUAUUAUGAGUCCUAGAGUAUUUGGAGCGAGCGGAUACAGUAAGGGACUGAAUACUUAAAGAAAUAGUACAUCUUUUCGCCCCAAAUCUACUAAUUAUACUAAAAAAAGAAUGUUUUCUCGUGUAAAACGUCGUUUUGGACGUAAAUUGAUAAUUGUAGUUUCAUUUAAAACUGUAAUAGUAUUCGAAAACUUAAAACUUAGUGCCAAAUUAUCGAUUUAUUUGAAUUUCUGGUCUCCCAUUGUCGCCGCUCGCGCCAUCUCUCGUAAACAUGUAGCGGCUUUAAGCCAAUAUUUAUAAUUUGUGCCUUAAGCUGUGUAAAUAGUCAUCAUAGAUGAUUUUGGUUUGUAAUGUGAUAAUCAGUUUGUUGUUGUAUCUUAGCUUAAUUUCGUUGUAUUAACUAUUUAAGUAUAAAACAAUGCUUGCAAACGUGACAGUCUAGUCCUAUACAGAUAAAUUUGGACUUUAAUUCAGUAAAAGCUUUGCUUCCAUUUACUUGUUCGAAGCCUUUUCACGUAAGGUUCAUUUUUGCAUACAUCGUUCGUAAAAAUAUCUGUACCUAUUAGUCUAAACGUUUUGUCUGUACGUAAUUUGUAUUUUUUAAUCGAUUUCGUUUGUAUUUGCACUGUAAAUAUUAGAUGGAAAUGUUCAGAAUGGAUUCUUGUAUUUCUUUAUAGUGAUUAUUUAAAAUAUUUCAGCUUUGAUGAUUGUAUAAAUUCGUUAGUUAUACAGACAAAAUCUAGAACAAUACUCAAGGUAGAAACACCAAUAUAAAAUAUUGUAAAUUGUCUAAAUAAGCUAGUAACCAAAGUUUUUGUACUCGGCUGGUAGAGUAAAAGAAAUAAAUAUAUUGUUGUGUAGUUAUUACUUUAUGUAUGUUACGCCAAUAAUGCUUGGACAUAGAUAAUGAAGUUACAUGAAAUAAAAUCAGAUUAUUUUAAAAUUA
Messenger RNA from Spodoptera frugiperda (fall armyworm), 5671 nucleotides. RefSeq lists its product as uncharacterized. NCBI's taxonomy places the organism in Eukaryota, Metazoa, Arthropoda, Insecta, Lepidoptera, Noctuidae. Gene Ontology annotation, cellular component: cytoplasm. The record is from RefSeq and is a predicted model, not a curated record. The coding region runs from base 433 to 3264 and encodes 943 amino acids. Gene Ontology annotation, biological process: signal transduction; regulation of GTPase activity. The transcript is spliced from 13 exons.